Molecule: messenger RNA, 213 nt
Organism: Aspergillus costaricaensis CBS 115574
Lineage: Eukaryota; Fungi; Ascomycota; Eurotiomycetes; Eurotiales; Aspergillaceae
Exons: 2
Coding region: 1-213 (70 amino acids)
Source: RefSeq, a predicted model, not a curated record
AUGGGGGAUUACAAAUCGAGGCACACGCCUGCAACCCCCGAGGAAAUAGCUAGUGAUUUUUUAGCAGAUUUUCUCCCCUCCAAUGCCCCGCACCCAUAUUACUUUGGCCCGGUUGUUAUUGCCCUGCUCGCUGUCCGUGGGAAAUUGUCACGGGAAUUCUUUGGCCUUUCUGGGUUUAGCGCUACUGGGCUGCUGCCCAAGCUGGCUGACUAA